Messenger RNA from Vespa mandarinia (Asian giant hornet), 4087 nucleotides. It is a transcript of the gene Lgr3, whose product is annotated as Leucine-rich repeat-containing G protein-coupled receptor 3. Gene Ontology annotation, biological process: activation of adenylate cyclase activity; hormone-mediated signaling pathway; adenylate cyclase-activating G protein-coupled receptor signaling pathway. The record is from RefSeq and is a predicted model, not a curated record. Lineage: Eukaryota; Metazoa; Arthropoda; Insecta; Hymenoptera; Vespidae. Gene Ontology annotation, cellular component: plasma membrane. Gene Ontology annotation, molecular function: G protein-coupled peptide receptor activity; protein binding.
GUACUGGCCGGUAUCAACCAGAUACAGAACAUCGCGUACUUACGCACAUCUGUCACCUCGUAAACGUAAUUUACUUGUACUGGUAACUCAUACGGGAGCGUGCAAUUAUCGAAACCUGUGAAAAACAACAAAAUAUAGUGAUUAAAUGCAACCAAUCGAGUUUAAAUGUUUACCUUCGGAUAUAAAGAUCGAAAGUGGACAAAGUAGAAAGAUUUCUAAACGAAAACUAAAAAUAAAUUUGUGAAGAAGUGAAAAUGCAUCGUUUUCGAUAAAAUGAUACACACACAUAUAUAUUUAAAAUAAAAAAUUGUACGAUCGAUCGAUUGACAAAAUUUGCAAUGAAAUCAUGCGAAUUGUCGAGAAAGGAAGGAGGACUUGCAAGAGGAUGAAGAGCGCGUGUGCGUGCGACUUGGAGUUUGCAACGAAGAAACGAAUGCAACCAGUGUUAUACGGUCUUUUGUCGAGAGCAAAUCGAACACGUGGAAGAAUAAAAAUCGGCGAGAGUAGUGAUAAUCAAUAUCAUAGAUCGUCUUGAUUUUAACGAUAAAAAAAUUUUCGGGAUUGUAAGAGUAUCUUCAGGGAAAAAUUUUACCAUUAGCAAACGAUGAUAUACCGAAGGGUUACAGCUAUCGGUGCGUCCUUGAUCCUAACUUUCUUCAUGCUCUUCUUAAUUAUGUAUUACUUCAAUCAAAAUAACUGUCCAAUCGGUACAUUUCCUUGUCUGAAUAGUACAAUUUGCAAACCACAAAGUAGUUGGUGUAACGGAGUAAAGGAUUGUCCGUAUGAAGACGAUGAAUCAGCUGAGUUGUGUAUCGAUUUAAACGAAGAUUGGAGUUGGUUCUUGAAACAGGAUAAACUUGGAAAGAAUCAGGAUAAAGAUUGUGAGAUCGUGAACGUUCCCAUAGGAUGUAUUUACAAUCAAUGUCAUGCGACUUGCAAAGGAUAUAAAGAAAUCCCACGGAAUUUGUCGUCGGGAAUCAAUCAAUUAAUUUUAACUAACAAUUCCAUAAGAAGUAUUCCAGCCAAUGCACUUACGAGAUAUACACAGCUACAUUUGUUGUAUCUUGAUAAUAAUGAUAUAAACGAAAUAGAGGAAGAAGCCUUUGUAAAUCAAGCAAAUUUAAUUUGGCUUAUCCUAUCGGACAAUAAAUUAAACGUUCUCGAAGUUGGCGAUUUCGCUGGUCUAAUUAAUUUGGAAAUUCUCAAGGCCAAGGAUAAUCGAUUGGUGGCAGCUGAUUUAUCCGAUUUCGAAAAUAGUUCGGCUAUGGAUUUGAUAGACUUUCGUAAGAAUUUUUUAAACACAACCAACUUCGUGCUUCCACGAUUGCCGGUUUUAAGAGAAAUAAUGUUGAGUGAGAAUCAUUUCGAGAGCAUCACAGCGGACAUGUUUAAGGGUGUGCCUGCUUUACAAUCGUUGAACUUGGAACAUAAUCACAUAAAGACCAUUGAUGAGAAUGCUUUUAAGAAUCUAAAACAACUUCUUGAGCUUAAAUUGGCACAUAAUCACAUCAUAUCUUUGCAUUUGAACGUAUUUAAAGCCACGAUAAAUCUCACGAAACUAUUUAUCGGUUAUAACCCGAUCGAGGAUUUUUCUAUGGAUGUAUUGUUUCCUUUAAUGAAUCUACGAUCACUCGGCGUCCAGGAGAUUAAUAUGGACAAUCUAGACAAGGAUUCGUUCAACGUGUUUAACAAUUUGGACUUUAUAUACUUCAAAAAAUUUUAUUAUUGUAUGAUGUUUGCAUCGAAAGUACAAAAGUGUUCGCCAGCCAGUGACGGUCUUUCGUCGUUGUCACACUUGCUAGGCACGUCUAUGUUGAAGGGUGCAGUCUGGGGAAUAUCUUGCGUAACAUUCAUAGGCAAUGCUCUUGUACUUUGGGAACGAUUCACAGCGAAGGAUGAAAAUCGUGUUUUGAGUAUCCUGAUUAGAAAUCUAGCCGUGUCCGACAUGCUGAUGGGCGUAUACUUGUUCAUAAUCGCUCUGGUAGACUUGCAGUUCCGUGAUAACUACAAUAAGGAAGCUAGCUCAUGGAUGUCCUCUUGGGUGUGCACAUUUCUCGGAGUUUUAGCGAUGAUCUCGUCAGAAGUAUCAGUGCUUAUCCUAUCGUUUAUGUCCGUUGAACGAUUCGUGCUGAUUGCCGCACCGUUGAAAGGUCAUCAUGCUAUGAGGCCACUAACAGCAGCGGCAUCAAUGAUGUUUAUAUGGAUCACCGGUUUUAUACUCGCUGUUAUUCCAGUUAUUCUAUGGAGAAACAGCACUAGAUUUUACGGGGCAAAUGGUAUGUGUUUUCCUUUGCACAUAGACGAUCCUUACUCAAUCGGAUGGCAAUAUUCCGCAUUCAUAUUUUUAGGAGUUAACUUGUUGGGGCUGAUAACCAUCGGAUACGUUUAUGCUGGCAUGUUUGCAAGCAUUUGGAAAACUCGUCACGCAACCCCAUUAUCAAUUGGCGAUAUGGAAUUUGCUUUAAGAUUCUUCUUGAUCGUCUUAACGGACGCAACUUGUUGGGCACCGAUUAUCGUUCUGAAAAUCUUGGCCAUGAUGAAAUAUCCUGUAUCAGCGGAACUUCACGCCUGGAUCGUCGUAUUUAUACUUCCCGUAAACAGUGCUGUGAAUCCUCUCUUGUAUACUUUCACAACACCGAAAUUUCGUGAAAGAUUACUUUAUUUCAAUUGCUUGAAUAAAAUAAAAAAUUUCGUAUCGAAGGAACACUCGUCGCAAGAGUCUCAAAUGUCUGUUACAUUGAGCAGCAACAAUUUAAUGUUCUCGAUAUCGUCGGGUAAGAAGAACGAUCCUGAGAAGAUACCGCCAUCGUUGGUGAUAGUAGAAGAUGAUUGGAACGAUGAGAUUAUGCGGCAUAUCCUGAAAUAAUUUCGUUCUAUUUACCAUUUUUUUAGCAGAUCGUCCGUUACACGCUUAAUACCGUUUCAUCAUGAUCCGAUCUAAUGAGAUUUCGGCAAAAAUUAUAAUAAUAUCCAUGGUAGCUACGUCCUAUAAUAUAUCGUAGAAUGCAGCUUCUUAGAGUAUUAGAAAUAAAUCAGUAUACGCAUAUAGAGAUAUGCGCAUACAUAUAUAAAUAAAAUCUUGUCGAACAUUCAAUAGAAAACUCGAGCUCGUUUCAACCUGACCACGAGGAUAUCCGCCUACGUGGAGAUCGUGCUUUAUGCCGUUCAUAAAAUAUUCCAAACGAGGAUCGCGAAUGCAUUUGCGAAAUUUAUGGCACCGUCUCAGAUCUAUCGGCGAAUCGUGUUCGGCCUGGGACUCCGUUAGAAGCAAAAUAUACUUGCGAAUAUUGCCGCUGCCGUCGCCACCGCCACUUGUUAUAAGCCCCGUUCCUUUCCCCUUACCAUCUGUCCCACCUCCAUUUUCUUUUUCUCUUUUCUGCACAACUACAAGACUCAUUAUUUUUAUCGUUAUUGAGAGAAAGGAAAAUAUCUCUUUUUAAGUGUCGCCUCGAUGUAUGUCUCUAACUUUUCAACAUAAGAUAGAUUUAAUAUGUGUUUACACAAACAUAUAUAUAUAUAUAUAUAUAUAUAUAUAUAUAUAUCUUUUUCUCUGUGUAAACAUCGUAAAUUUAUUUCGUAUAUACUCAAAUAAAAUUUUGUUGCGUCCGUUUCUAUAAAUCUAACGAGUGGUUAUCUCGCAAAGUAGUUUUCCCUUUGAAAUUGAAUAAAAAUCGAAUCGAUAAGCAGGCAGCGUUGAUGAAAAAUUAUCGACAUAUUAUCGAAUAAUUGCCUAUCGAUUCCGUGCUAACGAGCCGGUUAAUUCCAUUAGUUCUUCAAGUAUAGAACUUCGGAUCGUUAAGUCCGAAGGUGUAACCCGCUGAAAGCGAUCGAAGCCGACGUGGCUGCCAUCGUAAAUCAUCGAAAGACGAUAGGAGAAAGAAAAAAAGAAAGAAAAAAACUAUGAAAACCAAAAAGGAAAAAAAAAGUUAGUCUUAAGAAUCAUCAUUCGAGUGACCAAUGGUUUCAAGGUAAUUUAUGGUGGGUGGAUAGCCAAUAAAAAAACGCCCGUUAAAAGCAUUGACAAUCGAAAUACCCUUUUCAAAGUAAUUUUCCAAUUCAAUGUGGCUGUAUGAUUAUAUAUAUAUAU